ACAUAGUAUUAAAAUUCAGCCAAAACUUCUCGUGAAAAUCCACACACACUAAAAGCUCCCCAAUACACAUCAAACCACAAACCGUCUACUCCCUCUCUCUCUCUCUCACCCUCAAGGAAACUCGUGAGGAAGAGCUCUUAAAUUUCACGAGCUUCUUCACCUUCUGUCUCAGACAUCUCAAUGCCCCGUCUCCACUGCUCUCCCACCCCUUCAAAUACCCUUUCAUUCCGUCUCAGAAACAUGCACCAAUCACACAACAGACUUGUAUAUUUUCUUGAUCAAUGGGAGAAGCAAAAAUUCCACUCUUUUUCUCCAUCUUUUUGCUCUACUUGCUUUCUUUACAUGCAGAGAGUUUGCAGACCUACAUUGUGCAGCUCCACCCUGACGGGCCAUCGCGUUCUUGGUUCGGUUCUAGGCUUCACUGGCACCUUUCUUUCAUUGAUAAGUCCAUUUCAACUGAAGAAGAUUCUUCUUCACGGCUUCUGUAUUCUUACAGCUCUGCCAUGGAAGGUUUUGCAGCUCAACUCUCUGCAUUUGAGGUUGAGAUGUUGAAGAAGUCACAUGAAGUUGUAGCAGUGAGGCCUGACAGGAGGUUUGACAUUCACACUACUUACUCUUACAAGUUCUUGGGGCUAAGUCCCACAAGAGAAGGUGGUGCCUGGAUGGAAUCUGGAUUCGGUCGGGGAUCGAUCAUUGGUUUGCUCGACACUGGAGUUUGGCCUGAGAGCCCGAGCUUCGAUGAUCGAGGGAUGCCUCCAGUUCCUCGGAAAUGGAAAGGGAUAUGCCAAGAAGGACAGGACUUCAAUGCUUCAAGUUGUAACAGGAAACUCAUUGGUGCCAGAUACUUCAGCAAAGGUCAUCGUGUGGCGUCGUUGAUGUCUUCACCUGAUACUGUGGUGGAAUACGUGUCGCCUCGCGAUUCCCAUGGACAUGGCACCCACACAGCUUCCACUGCCGGAGGAGCUCCUGUUCCAAUGGCGGGCGUGCUCGGAUAUGGAGACGGUGAGGCUCGAGGAAUGGCCCCUGGUGCGCAUAUUGCCAUAUAUAAAGUCUGCUGGUUCAGUGGUUGCUAUAGUUCAGACAUUCUAGCAGCAAUGGACGUAGCAAUCAGAGAUGGAGUUGACGUUCUUUCACUCUCACUAGGUGGAUUCCCGGUGCCCCUUUACGAGGACACUAUCGCCAUUGGCAGUUUCCGAGCCAUGGAGCAUGGAAUAUCAGUGAUCUGUGCUGCAGGAAACAAUGGUCCAAUCCAAAACUCAGUUGCAAAUGAGGCUCCUUGGAUUGCUACCAUUGGUGCAAGCACACUUGACAGAAGGUUCCCAACAAUAGUUCGACUGAGGAACGGGAAAUUUCUAUACGGAGAGUCCAUGUACCCUGGAAAGGGACAUGCAGCUGCUGAGAAAGAGCUUGAGCUGGUUUAUAUCACAGGUGGCAAUAAGGGAAGUGAAUUUUGCUUGCGAGGGUCUCUUCCAAAAGCUAAAGUUAGGGGCAAGAUGGUGGUUUGUGACCGCGGUGUAAACGGGAGGGCUGAGAAGGGCCAGAUAGUGAAGGAAGCUGGGGGUGCUGCAAUGAUCCUAGCCAACACAGAGAUAAACUUGGAGGAAGAUUCAGUGGAUGUCCAUGUCCUGCCAGCAACACUGAUAGGUUCCGACGAAUCAAAUCGGCUGAAGAUUUACAUCAACUCAACGACAAGACCUAAAGCACAAAUCAUCUUUGGAGGAACUGUCAUUGGAAAAUCAAGAGCACCUGCAGUAGCGCAGUUUUCAUCGAGAGGGCCAAGUUUCACUGACCCUUCAAUUCUCAAGCCGGACAUGAUCGCUCCAGGGGUGAACAUCAUCGCUGCAUGGCCGCAAAAUCUUGGCCCCAGCGCCCUCCCGGAGGACUCUAGAAGAGUAAACUUCACAGUGAUGUCGGGGACUUCCAUGGCAUGUCCACACGUCAGCGGUCUGGCGGCUCUGAUCCACUCGGCUCAUCCAAAAUGGAGCCCCGCAGCCAUCAAAUCCGCACUUAUGACAACUGCAGAAAUGACUGAUCAUCUAGGAAAGCCGAUAUUGGAUGGAGACAAACCUGCUGGGCUCUUUGCAAUUGGAGCUGGGCAUGUAAAUCCUGAAAGAGCCAUAAAUCCAGGAUUGAUAUAUGACAUCCAACCAGAUGAUCAUAUUACUCAUCUAUGCACUCUUGGAUACAGCAGACCAGACAUAUUUAGCAUUACUCACAGGAAUGUGAGUUGUCAUGCGAUUUUGCAGAAGAACAGGGGAUUCAGCCUCAAUUACCCCUCAUUUUCUGUGAUUUUCAAGAAAGGAGAGACAAGAAAGAUGGUAAGAAGACGCUUAACGAAUGUGGGGAAGCCUAAUUCCAUUUACUCGCUGGAAAUGAAGGCACCCGAGGGAGUCAGCAUGAGAGUUAGACCACGCCGCCUUAUAUUCAAACAUAUAAAUCAAACUUUGAGUUAUAGAGUUUGGUUUAUAUCCAAGAAAAGAAUGGAUAUCAAGAAUUCUGGGUUUGGACAAGGGCGUUUGACUUGGGUGAGUAUGAGCGGUUCUUACAGGGUUCAGAGUCCAAUUUCAGUGACAUGGUCAUCAACAAAGUGAGAGUAUAGUAUUGUUCUAGUGGCGCAAUUAAUAGCAUCAGCUCUGAUUUCACCUUGGAAUUUGAGAUUUAAGAUUGAAUGUAAGAAAUAUGUCCAGCCUUGCACUCUGAAACUAAAAGCUUCUUUUUC
Molecule: messenger RNA, 2719 nt
Organism: Sesamum indicum (sesame)
Lineage: Eukaryota; Viridiplantae; Streptophyta; Magnoliopsida; Lamiales; Pedaliaceae
Gene: SDD1
Product: Subtilase family protein
Biological process (GO): proteolysis
Molecular function (GO): serine-type endopeptidase activity
Source: RefSeq, a predicted model, not a curated record